This is a messenger RNA of Staurois parvus, 344 nucleotides long. The record is from the annotation of a GenBank genome assembly. NCBI's taxonomy places the organism in Eukaryota, Metazoa, Chordata, Amphibia, Anura, Ranidae.
AAGUCUAUCUGUGAAAUUUCCUUGCUACUAAAUAUUCCACGGUCAACUGUUAGUGGUAUUAUAACAAAGUGGAAGCAACUGGGAACAACAGCAACUCAGCCACCAAGUGGUAGACCACGUAAAAUGACAAAGUGGGGUCAGCGCAUGCUGAAGAGCACAGUGCUCAGAAGUCGCCAACUGUCUGCAGAGUCGAAAGCUAAAGACCUCCAAACUUCAUAUGGCCUUCAGAGAGCUUCUUGGAAUGGGUUUCUAUGGCCGAGCAGCUGAAUCCAAGCCUUACAUCACCAAGUACAAUGCAAAGCAUCGGAUACAGUGGUGUAAAGCACACCGCCACUGGACUCUAG